Molecule: messenger RNA, 369 nt
Organism: Meloidogyne enterolobii
Lineage: Eukaryota; Metazoa; Nematoda; Chromadorea; Rhabditida; Meloidogynidae
Source: the annotation of a GenBank genome assembly
AUGGGUCUCGGAAUGUAUUCAACAACUGUGUUUAUGAUUGAUUUUGGAUUAGCCAAACGUUUCAAAAAUCCUCGAACAAAAGUACACAUUCCCUAUAGAGACAAAAAAUCGUUGACUGGAACAGCUCGUUAUGCUUCUAUAAAUGCUCAUAAAGGCAUUGAAUUGUCUCGUCGUGAUGAUUUGGAAUCUUUGGGUUAUGUUUUGAUGUAUUUUAAUCGAGGAAGUUUGCCGUUUAGUUUUUUUUUAAUUUUUAAAAAUUUUAAGAUGGGAAGGGUGGUUAAGAGAUUUUAAGGCUUCUUUAUUUUUAAUUUUUUGUGAGGGAGAGAGAGCAGUUUUGUGGUUGAUUUUAGAGAUUUUUAAAAGCAUUUU